Molecule: messenger RNA, 1506 nt
Organism: Cicer arietinum (chickpea)
Lineage: Eukaryota; Viridiplantae; Streptophyta; Magnoliopsida; Fabales; Fabaceae
Product: mitogen-activated protein kinase kinase SIPKK-like
Biological process (GO): protein phosphorylation; MAPK cascade
Molecular function (GO): MAP kinase kinase activity; ATP binding
Source: RefSeq, a predicted model, not a curated record
UGAUUAGGGAAUGGAACCUGUUUGAAAAGUCAAUACAAGUCAAAUUUCUUCAUCUUCAAACAAUCCUUAUUACUCCUUUUUCUCCACUUUCCAAAGUUGAAUUGACUAUAAUCUCAGAUCCUAAAAUUAAUACUUACUAUAUAACAUAAAUAUUUUGACUACAAAUCUUUUACAAUAAAGUAUUUCUUGCUCUUUUAGGAGCCAAAUAAUAAUGAAGAGAGGAUGUUUAGUUCCAAAUCUCAAACUCACUGUUCCUGCAUCUAAUCAAGAUUCUUUUGCAAAGUUCCUGACUCAAAGUGGAACUUUUAAGGAAGGGAACUUGCUUGUUAAUAAGGAUGGAGUUCGAAUUGUCUCUCAGAGUGAUGUUGAAGCUCAACCACCAAUCAAGCCAAUAGACAAUCAGAUAAGUUUGGCAGAGAUUGAUACAAUCAAAGUGAUUGGUAAGGGAAGUGGUGGAGUUGUCCUAUUGGUGCAACACAAAUGGACUAAUCAGUUUUUUGCAUUGAAGCAAAUUCAAAUGAAUCUUGAGGAAUCAACAUGCAGGCAGAUAGCACAAGAGCUUAAAAUCAAUCAAUCAGCACAAUGUCCUUAUGUUGUUGUAUGGUACCAAACAAUCUAUGAUAAUGGUAUCAUAUCAAUCAUCUUAGAGUACAUGGAUGGAGGGUCCUUAGAGGAUCUUCUUAACAAAGUUAAGACAAUUCCAGAACCAUUUCUUGCUGCCAUUUGUAAGCAGGUGUUGAAAGGUUUAAUGUAUCUUCACCAUGAGAAACACAUUAUUCAUAGGGACUUGAAACCUUCAAAUAUACUGACAAAUCAUAGAGGGGAGGUAAAGAUUACUGAUUUUGGUGUAAGUGCAAUCAUGGAUACUACUUCUGGUCAAGCAAAUACUUACAUUGGUACAAAAAACUAUAUGUCUCCAGAAAGAAUCAAUGGAAGCCAACAAGGCUACAACUACAAAAGUGAUAUAUGGAGCUUGGGACUGAUGUUGCUCAAGUGUGCUACUGGGAGGUUUCCAUAUACACCGCCUGAUAAUAGUGAAGGAUGGGAAACUAUGUUUCAGCUUAUUGAAGCCAUUGUUGAAAACCCUUCACCAACUGCUCCAUCUGAUGAAUGUUCUCCAGAAUUUUGCUCAUUUAUUUCAGCAUGUUUACAGAAAAAUCCAAAGGAUAGACCACCCACUCCAAACCUAUUGAGCCAUCCUUUUAUCAACAUGUAUGAUGACUUGGAUGUGGAUCUUUCUGCUUAUUUCUCCAACGCAGGGUCUACACUUGCAACCAUAUAAAAAUCUUGAGUCACUUGCUGCCUGUUACCAGAUUUUCAGAAUUUUCUUACUACAAAAGUAUCAGAAGCCCUAUCAACAAAAGCUUAAGGAUCCAAAAUUAGAAAUAUAAGGUGUCACUUUAAUUUUCCUAAGAUAGAGAAAAUUAUAAGCCACUGUAAUUGGAACAGUACAUACAAGUGGACUUUAGUAAUCGGCAUGAGUAAUAAAUUCAAACUUUAUCAUCA